AGACGUGAAAGAACACCCAUGGUGAUUUGAGAUGAAGUAACUCAGUGCUUUACAGACUGCACCUGUGGUAAAAAUGACUGUAAAAGCUGACUUUAUCAAACUUCUCAUCAUGACUAACGUCACUGCUGAUUUCAGAGCAACACGAGCUCUAAUUAGCCACCAUGUGCUGAGAUGUGGGCUGAACUUUGAUUUUAGAUGUCUGUGUUUAGGAGACAUAGACAUUUUGUCAUCAGCAAAGCUCUUGUUGGAAAUUCCCAUUUAUUACACUUUUGACAGUGACAGUGAAUGGUGUAGCAGAUCUAGGAAGGAUAGUUUUACCAGUUAGUGCUUGAUGGGUUUUCGUCAGGACUUUGGGGAGACCAGUCUAGAUCCUUUGUUCUAGCCUGACUGAACCCUUUCUUUAACACUUACUCAGUCCCUCCAGGAUUUUGCGGGCGUUUUUGUGAUUGUUGCGGCCGAAAAUGCCUGAAUUCACGGCAGCUUUUCUAAAAAAUUGCGAUAAAAGUUGCGAUGUUUAAAGCUUAUUUGUUGUGGUGAAAUUGCAGUGACAAUUGCUAAAAAGCUGCAUUUUUUCCAGCUUGUAGAACACAUUUUGACACUGUAAUUGACUAAAUUUAUUCCGAAAUUAAUUAUUUAACGUUUCCACAAAAGCUUGCACACCACGGUGGGACAUUAGCAGCAGCCAGAUACUGGUUUAACAUGAAGUGACCAUACUUUGCAGGGGGCAACAGGAAUUGAUGGGACUCAGAAACACCCCCAUAAUUUAAUCAGUUUUUCCCUUGUGUCACUUCCGAUACGUCCACAGUGGUAGAUUUGUAGUAGGAUCACAAUCAUGUGAUCGUCAGCAGGCUGCUGAGGUAGCGUUCACUUGUUGCCAUGGUUAUCGUGCUGCUAUCAGACGCCGUGCCGCUAUGAAUCCUUAACAAAUCCAUGGAUCCAGACUUUAAGCCGUAUCACUGCCAAAGUCUAAUCACUUGGUCCUUGUGUCAUUUCUGACCGACCCUGAAAAUUUCAUUCAAAUCCCUGAGUCUGUUUUUGAGUGAUAUGGUAACAGAGGAAGGAUUCACACACGCUGAUCGUCACAUAACUCUGUCGUGUUCUUAGGUGGAAUAAAUAAUCUAAUUUUCCUUCAUUCUUUCAGUGCUCUAACGGAUCUGGAUGCAACAGUUUCCAUUAUGGUGAUUUGUCUGGUCUGUUGUCGUUCAUUUCAGCCGUUCUAAUAUGUUUCGUGUUAAAAAAAUUGUGUAUCAAUCAAUGAUUUUUUUUUCCUUUUUUGUAUUCCACCACAAUAUUGCGCGGUUGUAAAACAGUUUAGCUCCACUUUGAAGAACAUCAGUGAAUUAAUUGUUUAUCAUGGUCUUCAGCAGUAAUUUUUGUUGGUAAAUGAGAGACAUUAGUAUCACACACGUCUGCAUCUUCAAACCAUAAACAGGAAGUGAAUUCGGUGACGUACGUGCAUUACGUUUGCGCUGGGAGCUGCUAUGAUUGGUGGAACUCACGGGAGGCGGGCCAAAAUUGCGGGAAAGUUGCAGUGAUUGGACAAAAUUGCAAGGCCGUGCAAAAUUGGCGGAGAUUGGUUGAUUUCGCGCGAUCGCAACAUCGCAAAUUCCUGGAGGGACCGUUUACUACAUGUGUUUGGCCUCAUUCUCUUGUUGAAACACAACUGCAUUCAAGAUCAACCUUAAGCUGUGGAUUUUAGGUUUUCCUGAAGAAUGUGGAGACAAAACCUCCUUCUGUCACGAUCUGAGGAGGGCUGGACCCGAGCAGAGAGCCACACCACCAAGGCUGGUUGGAAUGAAGUGUUUUAUUGCUGGGGGGUGAAAUGGUGGCUUGGUGGGGGAAAACCAGGGUGCAGGAGCGGGGGGUUCCAGGCAGGGACAGAAGGGGUCCAAGUAGGAGUGGGGGUCCGGGCAGGAGUGGGGGGGUCCAGGCAGGGGAAACCGGUGAUGACUGGUCUGGGGAGAGCCGGAGGGGAAGGAGAAUGGCAGGGAUCCCGGACAGCUGAACUGUGAGGAGGCAGGAAAAAACAACGUAAGAAAACCAGGUAGGAACUCAAAACAGAUAUUGUGAGAGGCAAGAGAGUGAACUGAACUGUGUGGUUCUUGUUCAAUACUCUGGCAGCAAGCGGAAGGCUGAGCCGGUACUUAUUGUUGAGGUGAGUCAUUAGUGAGAUGAUCGUCAGCUGUCCGGGAGCCGUGGAGGUGGUUGAUUGCCUGAGUGGAGUCAGCUGAGAAGCUAGACUCCACUCAGGCACCGAGCUGUAGGGGAAGAUACAGGGCAGAGGAGUGGAUGGGAGACAGGCAAGGCAGAGGAGAAGGGAGCUGUGACACCUUCAUUAUUCCAUUCCCUUUGUAUAAAGUUCCAGUUCCACAGAUCAUGAUGCCGCCACCACCAUGGUAGGUUUGUUGUUCUUGGGGUUGAAGGCCUCACCUUCUCUCCUCCAAACAUACUUCUGCUCAGUUUUUCUUCCAUCUGACCACAGAACUUUCCUCCAGAAGGUCUUUUCUUUAUCCAUGUUAUCAGCAGCAGAUUUGAGUGGAGCUUUAAGGUUCUGCUUCGAGAGGAAGAACUUCCUUCUUCAUGGAUCCUGUCAGCUCAUCUUGAUGUAAAACUCUGUGGACACUGACUCUUGAUCAUCUUGACCAACUGUCUCAGUAGCAGUUGAUUUUUUGUGUGUGAUUAUGGCAGUAACACAACUGUACCAUGAACUUAAUACUAAGAAUUACACCAAUAACACCCGCCUCCCCAAUGAUCUUACUGAACAGUCCACCAUUAACUGACACAUCUCAUAUGUUGAAUUCCAAAUAUAUACGAAUAAACUCCGUGCAAACACAAACAGUACAAACACUGAUUCAUCUCUCUGUCAGUUAAAUUCAUUCUUGCUAAAAUUGAGAACAAGCAGAAACAGCAGCUGAUUGAGGAAGUUCUCAUAUAUAACCUUAAGAAAUCUGUAAUGUCCACAGUAGUUAGUACAAGCUAAUGUUUUACACGUGUUCUACUUUAUGGUUUUAUUGCUUGUGUGUUUUGUGUCGCAGCAGUUCCCGCAAAUAUCUAAAACUAUUUCCUCCUAAGAGAGACACAUAACGGAACCUUGAACCUUGAACAAAGCCUGUCAAUGUCUUUGGAUAGAAGCCUGUUUCUGAAUCUUUGCCCAGCAAUGAAAUGUCACCAGAAAUCAGUAACCAUAAUUCUAACACAUGCUUCCUCAUUCAAACCCCUCCUCUUUCUGGAGUUAGAAAAAAUAUGUACAACCUUCCUGUUUCCAUCCAAACAUUCACUGACACUUCAUCUGGGAGGUGAAAUGGCGCAGUCAGGAGUUAUUUUCGACAGGGAAAGACUUACGUGUGCGAUCUGUCUGGAUCUACUGAAGGAACCGGUGACUACUCCCUGUGGACACAACUACUGUAUGAACUGUAUUAACCUCCACUGGGAUGGAGAGGAUGACAAGAAUACCUACAGCUGUCCUCAGUGCAGACAGAUCUUUACACCGAGGCCUGACCUGAAGAAGAACACGAUGUUGGCUGAGUUGGUGGAGGAAGUGAAGAAGACAGGAGGCCAGUCUGCUGCAGAAGAUAUUUACUUUACUGGACGUGGACAUGUGUCCUGUGAUUUCUGCAUUGAAACAAAGAGGAAUGCUGUCAAGUCCUGUCUACAGUGUCUGGUCUCUUACUGUGACCAACACCUCCAGCCUCACUAUCAAUCUCCUGCAUUUAAAAAUCACAAUCUGGUCGACCCGUCCAAGAAGCUUCAGGAGAACAUCUGCUCUCAUCACAAAGAGGUAAUGAAGAUCUUCUGUCACACCGAUCAGAAGUGUAUCUGUUACCUGUGCUCUUUGGGUGUACAUAGAGGUCAUGCUACGGUUCCAAUUUCAGAAGAACGAACUGAGAAGCAGCAAGAGCUAAAGCUAGUUUGUGAAAAAAUACAACAGAAAAUCCAUUACAGAGAGAAAGAUGUGAGGAUGCUUCAGCAGGAGGUGGAGGCCAUCAAUCAGUCUGCUGAUACAGCUGUGAGGGACACUGACAAGAUCUUCAACCAGCUGAUAUAUUUUAUCAACAAUAUGAGCUUUAAUGUGGAGCAGCAGAUCAAAUCUCAGCAGGAAACUGCCAUAAAUCGAGCCAAAGAUCUUCUUCAAAAGGUGCAAGAGGAGAUCACAGAGCUGAAGAGACAAGAUGCUGAACUGAAGCAACUGUCUGAGACAAAGGACGACUGCCAGUUCCUGCAGAAGUUCCCCCUGAUUUCAGGAGACAUCACAGCAAAGUGUCCUCUCCCUACACCCCGUCACCUGCAAGAGUUUGAGAAUGUGACAGCGGCCGUGUCAGAACUGCAUGAUAAACUACAGAGUGUUCUCUGUGAGGAACUGCCAAAACUUUCACAGACCGUCACUGAAGUGAAUGUUUUACCGCCAAAACCAGAGCCCACAACCAGAGAGGAAUUUUUACCAGAAGCCAUGACCAGAGCAGAAUUUUUACAGCAUUCAUGUGAAAUCACACUGGAUCCAAACACAGCAAACGCACACAUGUUAUUGUCUGAAGGGAACAGAAAAGCAUCUUAUACGAGUAAAAAGCAGUCAUAUUCAUUUCACCAUGACAGAUUCAUGAACAAGUCUCAAGUCCUGAGCAGAGAAGCUCUGACUGGACGUCAUUACUGGGAGGUGGAGUGGAGCGGCUCAGGUAUUAUUGUAGCAGUCGCCUACAAAGAUAUAAGCAGAAAAGGAGACAAUAGCGAAUUUGGGAGUAAUGACAAGUCUUGGGCAUUCAGGUGUUCACCCAAAAAAUAUAAAUUUAGUCAUAAUUCAGUCUUCAAUCCCAUCUCAGGUCCUCUGUCCUCCAAAGUAGGAAUCUAUCUGGAUCACAGAGCAGGUAUUCUGUCCUUCUACAGCGUCUCUGACACCAUGACUCUACUCCACAAAGUCCAGACCACAUUCAGUCAGCCGCUGCAUGUUGGACUCCAGGCUCAUUAUUUCUUUGGUUCAGAAUCCUCGGCUGUAUUCUGUGAGCUAAAGUAA
Molecule: messenger RNA, 5005 nt
Organism: Acanthochromis polyacanthus (spiny chromis)
Lineage: Eukaryota; Metazoa; Chordata; Actinopteri; Pomacentridae
Product: tripartite motif-containing protein 16-like
Exons: 2
Coding region: 3116-5005 (629 amino acids)
Molecular function (GO): protein binding; zinc ion binding
Source: RefSeq, a predicted model, not a curated record